This is a messenger RNA of Anopheles aquasalis, 960 nucleotides long. Its product is annotated as glutathione S-transferase theta-1-like. Gene Ontology annotation, biological process: glutathione metabolic process. Gene Ontology annotation, molecular function: glutathione transferase activity. The record is from RefSeq and is a predicted model, not a curated record. Gene Ontology annotation, cellular component: cytoplasm. Lineage: Eukaryota; Metazoa; Arthropoda; Insecta; Diptera; Culicidae.
ACAACUGCACAACAAACCGCACAGCAACCAAGCGCACAGCAACAGUAGAUUACUAAAGUAAGAGUGACGAGUUCAGGUGGCAACAGUUGUGAUGUCUCGUGGGAUGAAACUCUACUAUGACUUCAUGUCGCAACCGUCCCGUGCGCUGUACAUUCUGCUGGAAGCGAACAAAAUCCCGUACACACGAUGCCCGGUUGCGCUGCGAAAGUUGGAGCAGAAAACGCCCGAGUACCGCGCCAACGUGAACCGCUUCGGCAAGGUGCCGUGCAUCGUCGAGCAGGAUGAGGGUGACUUUCGGCUGGCGGAAAGCGUUGCCAUCUAUCGCUACCUUGCCCGUGAGCAUCGCCUGUCGGAUCACUGGUACCCGCUGGCGGAUUCGAUCCGGCAGGCCCGGAUCGAUGAAUACCUGUCCUGGCAACACCUGAACCUUCGUGCCGAUGUAUCGCUGUACUUCUUUCACGUCUGGUUGAACCCGCUGCUGGGUAAGGCGGUCGAUCCGGACAAGACGGAACGGUUGCGCCGACGGUUGUCCGAGGGGCUUAACUUCUUCGAGCGGGUGUUACUGCAGGACGGUUCGAUCGGACCGACCGUAACCGGGGGGGACACCCUGACGGUGGCCGAUCUGUCGGCGGCCUGUGAAAUCGAGCAGGCCAAAAUUGCGGGCUACGAUCCCUGUCUCGAGCGGCCACGUAUAGCCCGGUGGAUGGCGACGGUACGGGCUCAUACGAAUCCGCACUACGACGAGGCACACCGGCUGGUGUAUAUGCUGGCACCGGAACACAUUGCUACCCCAACGUUGCCCGGGGCGGAAUGAAUAUGCGCUUUGCCGGCUUCAUUUUCCGCGGAACAGAGUAGUUAAGGGGGGGGAGCUUCGGUAUUUUCCGGCACGUUUUUGACCAUUUUUUGUUAUGUAACCAUUCAAUUUUAUUUUUUUCAAAUAGAUGGCUUAUUAAUCUACAA